CUUUCGCCUCUCUAUCCCACUAAUUCCCAGAUUUCAAUCCACCUACCCGGAAAUACAGAUGCCCUUGACAGCGCCGCAAAGUUUCAGAAUGCCUUCUGCCUUUCAGCUUGUGCCAAUCUCCAGAAGCGCCCCCAAUCGCCUCUAACCGCCGAGGCGCAAUUUAGGCUAGUGGUCCAGCGGCCGAGAGCCUAUCCUUAAACACAUACAACCGCUUUAAACAACAGACCCGUCGUCUUCGAGGUCUAAUUAUGGAUUUGAAGGGUGGAUAUGGGGACGGUAAGCUGUGUCAUUGGGUUGUUACAGGACCUGUAUGGAUGUUGGUGUUUCAGUAGAUCUACGACAUGAUUUGGCGUCAAAAGCUUAAAAGGCGAUUUUCAAACUAGACAGUCAAAAUGCAGGGUUUGACAGCGGCUAUCUUAGGACUAUUUUGAGAUAUAGGCAGAGGCCUUCGGCCUCGUGAAAAAUUUGUCGAUUGUCAGUCAACAUGGUCCUUUCAUAUUCCGAUCUUGAAGUGGUUCCUGGCCAGCCCCUAGACCUUCGACGGUCUCGAUUACGCAGCUACCUCCAACCCCAAGCGCCCGAAUCCUCGAGACACCAACCAGACUCAUCAGGGCUGCAAUCCGUAGCACCCGACUCCUCGGGGCUCCAGCUCCCUGGUCUUUCUGGGCUCCAUGACCCGGAUUACACAGGACUCGAGGCCCAGCAUCCCAAGUAUUACUCGGGAAUCGAGCCUUAUCUCGAGAAGAAUGCGCCGUCUCCGCCACCGCCUCCAGAUCGCAUCAUCUGCGGUCUUGCGCCGCGAACUUUUUGGAUAUUCCUCACUGUGAUAAUUGCAAUUGUGGUCGUGGGUGCCGUGGCCGGAGGCGUAGGAGGGAGCCUCGCUGCUAAAAAUAGCAGGGACGCGAUCAACGCCGAAAGUUCUUCAUCCUCCUCUGUGUUGGCCCAAACCGGAGAUAGGGCGGGCUCGUCACCAACGGUUUUACCAGCAGUGACCUCCGCCUCGGAAGUCUUGCCUACAGAGUCGAAGUCUACGCCCUCGGAAACCUCGCCUCCAGGGUCAAAUGUCACACCCUCCCAAACCUCACCUACAAAAUCCAAGUCCGCGCCUUCCAGCACAACCACCCCCUCCCCCACAAGCACCACCCUUUCCCUAACCACCACUGAAAUCCGCGGCCCCUCCGCAACCCUCCUCAGCGACUGCCCCUCCUCCAACAACACCCUCUACUCCGUCGACAUCGGCUCCGUCAUGUCCUUCCGGAAGAUCUGCGGGCUCUCCUAUCCCAACGAUCUCGGGAGUACCGUCGUCAAUGUUGCUACCAAGAGCUUGGAUGACUGCAUCAACCUCUGCGCCGCCUAUAACGUGCAGAUCAGGGCUGAUAUCAAGGCGGGCAAGGCGGCUGUGUGUAAUGCUGUCUGCUGGCGGAAUACGUUUGACAAUAAUGAGUUCCCCGGACAGUGCUUUGGGUAUACGUCGAAUAGGCAGGCGGCUGGGGGGGAGGGGUUUGCGGUUCAGAAGGAGCCGAUUUGCGAUUCGGCGGCGUGGGUUAAUCAGGAUUUUUUUUAGGGGUGUGUGGGUUGGUGAAGGGCGAGCUAUAUGUAAUUAAUAGUCAGUUGGGGCAGGGCCGCAAUUGGGAGUAUGUAAAGGCAUACAGUUGCGCGGAUGGGGAUGUACCAAGAUUGUUUGAGCGACAUUGAUGGUUCUAGCUCGAUCUCAGUAUACGAUUAGACGACAUGAAAUGAUUUAAUGACGAGAAUGUACACUUUAUUGUGUACUACUCGGAAUGAUACCUGACAAGAUCUUCACAUGGUUGAGAACGGAGGUGCACUUGAGUUUGAACGAGUUACGAG
Messenger RNA from Pseudogymnoascus verrucosus, 1848 nucleotides. RefSeq lists its product as uncharacterized. The coding region runs from base 485 to 1564 and encodes 359 amino acids. NCBI's taxonomy places the organism in Eukaryota, Fungi, Ascomycota, Leotiomycetes, Thelebolales, Thelebolaceae. The record is from RefSeq and is a predicted model, not a curated record. The transcript has a single exon.